This is a messenger RNA of Fomitiporia mediterranea MF3/22, 2859 nucleotides long. RefSeq lists its product as uncharacterized. Gene Ontology annotation, biological process: transcription by RNA polymerase III. Gene Ontology annotation, cellular component: transcription factor TFIIIC complex. The transcript is spliced from 13 exons. Gene Ontology annotation, molecular function: protein binding. Lineage: Eukaryota; Fungi; Basidiomycota; Agaricomycetes; Hymenochaetales; Hymenochaetaceae. The coding region runs from base 1 to 2337 and encodes 778 amino acids. The record is from RefSeq and is a predicted model, not a curated record.
AUGGCGCGUGCACUGCGUCCCCGCAAAGCGAGACCUAGCUAUGCUAACCUCAUUGACUCGGACAACGAAGCUGCACAUGAUGAUGGAGAAGCUAGCAGUGAUGAUUUCCAACCCCCAGAGGACCAAGAGGAUAACGAGGAUGAUGCAGCACUUGACGAAGCGGAUGGCGAAACUCUUCAAGGCGAGGGCGCUCUAGUAGAUGAGGACAACGAUAUUUCCAUUGUUGAAGAGGUAUCUAAGAGUACAAAGGUGCGAAAAGCCAAGCAGCCGGGAAAACAGAAGUCAAUGCCUGCAAAGUCUCCGAGGCCUUCAGCUGCUCUUGCACGUCCAACUAGCCGCCCGCAACAUGUUAUUUCUACAUCUGCUUUGGAUCACAGGCAACGAGCCGAUCCGCUGUAUUUGCGCCCUUCGCUCAUUGAGCGACUUACCCAACCCCCUUCGCCGUUCAAACCACCCGUCACUCGUUCCACCUUGAGCUGGAAUUUCAACAAAUUGAACGCAGAAAAGUAUAUGAAAGCGAGCGGAUACAAUGUAGGGCGAGGUCCUAUCUGGGAACUGUUGGAAGAUAGAUCUUGGUGGAAAGAAUCAGAAACUGUGAAUAAGGAUGAUACAGAGACAGAAACAACUCGAAGGACGAGGGUAUACGAGUCCGUCAAGAUAAAUGAUGGAGACCUCGAAAGUAUCAGUGAACAAGAAGCAAGAAAGUAUUUGCCGGGAGGGGCUGAUAGUUUCAAUGAAUUCUCGAAGGUCUCCAUCAAAUGUUCUUUUGGCAAACCUGGAAAGAGUGUCCAUAAGGAAAUAGACAUGCUGGACAGCUUCGAAAUCGAAGAUGAUGCUUUUGGGCAGAAGGCGCUUGUCUUCUUCGCUGGUGGCCCAGUCUGGGGCCUUGAUUGGUGUCCGAGCUAUUCUCAGGAUCGAUCCCAUCGACAUCAUAAACAAUACCUCGCGGUUGCACCUUUGCCGUCAAAUGUGCAUGCACCGUUGAUCGGACGUAAAUGCCGCCGUCCAUUUCCUUCAUGCAUACAGAUCUGGAGUCAUUCACCCAGACGUUCCGAUUCUUCAUCAGAAAUGAAUGGACAAAGUAGCGAGGCUGAUGAUGAUUUUGGUCAGACAAAGUGUGAGCUAGUACUGUGCUUGGACUGUGGGCCAGCGCACGAAAUUAAAUGGUGCCCUCUGCCUUCCCAUGACUCCUGGUCAAACUCAUCUCCGUCUGGCAAGAGAAAAUUAGGUUUACUAGCAGGGACGUUUGAGGACGGCUCGCUAAGUAUCUUCGUUGUCCCUGACCCGGAUGACUUGAGCUCUGGCUUAGAGGAGCGUCCGAAAUUUGUGAAAAUUCAACCGGUGAUACAAUUAGAACUAGAGGAAACAUGCAUGUGGUCUCUAGAUUGGGCCAACAGCGAGCGGAUAGCGGUAGGAUGCACAAAUGGUUCUAUCGCCGUUUAUAAUAUUCACGAAGCCCUCGUAAAAGAUUCCACUCGAGAUUCAGAGAUCUUGCCGACCCAUUAUCUCUCCAUCCACCAAUCCGCCGUUCGCUCAAUAAAAUGGAUUCCAAUACCUAGCGCCGCCGCAGACGGCUCUUUGAAAUUCACUCACUCUCCAACGAAAAUCGCGAGUGGUGGUUAUGACGGUUGCGAGAUUGUAACUGAUUUAAGAGAUGGGUGGGGGUGUAUUCUAAACAGGACUAGAGAUGUCGUACUUGCUAUGACGUAUUCGAAUUUUACCGAGGGUGUCGUUACUAUAGAUCUCGACUACAGUGUCAAGACGUAUGCGAUGGCCCCGGGUAUCCUCGGUCGCGGUAAUAUUGUUAUUGAGUCAGGAGGACCGGUCUGGAGUCUGCAUGCGUCUGACUACCAUCCCCUCCUCGCUCUUGGUUCAGCCGACGGCUCCUUGUUGACAACAAACAUGCUCAGAGCUACUAGACGCAGCCCCACUACGCCUUUCUUAUACUACAAAAUCUAUCAAAUAGACUACAGUAGAAAUGGUGGGGAGUAUAGGAUGUUGGAUCACUUCCUCCCUCAGGAGAUACCCGAUAAAUCUAGCACUUCAGUCUCGAAAAAGGGAAAGAAAGAAGCAACGGCCGAGGCAGUGCCUCCUAGAACAGGUGCUCAAGGCGCAGGUGCUUGGUCGCCAGAAGUUUCUGUUACUCGCGUUGCAUGGAACAAUGGAGGCGGACUUGCACGUGCUCCUUUGCUUGCUUCUGCAACAGCAUCUGGGCUAUGUCGAAUCGAUUGGUUAUUAGGGCAUUUUCAGGAUGGGGAACUACCAUACCGCGGUGCGCAAGAAAGCCGGAAUGAAGUAAAUACAGAAGACAAAAUGGAAGAAGAUGUUGAUUAUUGAAGGCCUGCGCAAGGAUGUCGAACAAGAACUGGAUCAGGAAUGCAACAAAGAAACUAUCUGAAUGCCUUUCCCCAACCGUCUCUGGAGUCGCCAAACGGUUCUAAAUUAUCUCAAGCAUUGUUUCACCUAGAGGGGUCUCUCUCUUUACUAUGUCUCGACAAGACUCAAAAGGGCCAAGGUCGUGUUUGUCGCCAUUUCCACCUUGUAUCUAGGUCAAUCUGUUCAAGGAACGCUUCGAAUUUGUGUUAUCAAGAGUACCACGUCUAUUGGCCACGUCUAAUUCUGAUCCAUUAGGCAGGUUGGCGCCCUAUAGCGACAAAAUGUUUAUAACUUGCAAUACCGUACUUUCGCAGAACAUACUUCUCGAUGUAGUCUUGUAGCAUGAUCUGAUACGGCAGGAACCUGGACUACAAGGCACUUGUGUCCUGUUUCAGUGCAUCGUUCACAUGCACCCGACGAGUUGGGUUCCUUGUUGCACUAUUUUCAAACGAUCAUCAGAGAGAGGUCAGGCGUUUAUGGAUG